This is a messenger RNA of Odocoileus virginianus texanus, 3751 nucleotides long. RefSeq names its product selenoprotein N (gene SELENON). Gene Ontology annotation, molecular function: calcium ion binding. Gene Ontology annotation, cellular component: endoplasmic reticulum membrane. The record is from RefSeq and is a predicted model, not a curated record. Gene Ontology annotation, biological process: calcium ion homeostasis; skeletal muscle fiber development. NCBI's taxonomy places the organism in Eukaryota, Metazoa, Chordata, Mammalia, Artiodactyla, Cervidae.
CGGCCGCGAGGCAGGAUUCAGCACUGAAAACCCUGGGGACAGAAGGCCUCUUCCUCUUCUCCUCCCUGGAUGCUGACCGGGACAUGUACAUCAGCCCGGAGGAGUUCAAGCCCAUCGCUGAGAAGCUGACAGGGUCGACUCCUACGGCCAGCUACGAGGAGGAGGAGCUGCCCCCUGACCCCAGCGAGGAGACUCUCACCAUAGAAGCCCGAUUCCAGCCCCUGCUUCCAGAGUCCAUGACCAAGAGCAAAGAUGGGUUCCUAGGAGUCUCCCGCCUGGCCCUGUCCGGCCUCCGCAACUGGACGACGGCAGCCUUGCCGAGCGCUGUGUUUGCCGCCCGCCACUUCCGGCCCUUCCUCCCGCCCCGGGGCCACGUGGAGCUGGGCGAGCCCUGGUGGAUCAUCCCCAGUGAGUUGAGUGUCUUCACCGGCUACCUGUCCAACAACCGCUUCUACCCACCGCCGCCCAAGGGCAAGGAGGUCAUCAUCCAUCGGCUCCUGAGCAUGUUCCACCCGCGGCCCUUCGUGAAGACCCGCUUUGCCCCUCAGGGGGCCGUGGCCUGCCUGACCGCCAUCAGCGACUUCUAUUACACCGUGAUGUUCCGCAUCCAUGCCGAGUUCCAGCUCAGCGAGCCCCCCGACUUCCCCUUCUGGUUCUCCCCCGGCCAGUUCACCGGCCACAUCAUCCUCUCCAAAGACGCCACCCACGUCCGCGACUUCCGGCUCUUCGUGCCCAACCACAGGUCUCUGAAUGUGGACAUGGAGUGGCUGUACGGGGCCAGCGAGGGCAGCAACAUGGAGGUGGACAUCGGCUACAUACCCCAGAUGGAGCUGGAGGCGCUGGGCCCCUCGGUGCCCUCCGUGAUCCUGGACGAGGAUGGCAACCUGAUCGACAGCCGCCUGCCCUCAGGGGAGCCCCUCCAGUUUGUGUUUGAGGAGAUCCAGUGGCAGCAGGAGCUGAGCUGGGAGGAAGCAGCCCGGCGCCUGGAGGUUGCCAUGUACCCCUUCAAGAAGGUCACCUACCUGCCAUUCACCGAGGCCUUUGACCAAGCCAAGGCCAAGAACAAGCUGGUGCACUCAAUCCUGCUGUGGGGGGCCCUGGACGACCAGUCCUGCUGAGGUUCGGGGCGGACUCUCCGGGAGACCGUCCUGGAAAGUUCGCCCAUCCUCGCCCUCCUCAACGAGAGCUUCAUCAGCACCUGGUCCCUGGUGAAGGAGCUGGAGGACCUGCAGAACAACCAGGAGAACCCAUCCCACCGGCAGCUGGCUGGCCUGCACCUGGAGAAGUACAGCUUCCCCGUGGAGAUGAUGAUCUGCCUGCCCAACGGCACCGUGGUCCACCACAUCAACGCCAACUACUUCUUGGACAUCACCUCCAUGAAGCCCGAGGACAUUGAGAACCACGUCUUCAGCUUCUCGUCCACCUUUGAAGACCCGUCCACGGCCACCUACAUGCAGUUCCUGAAGGAGGGCCUCCGGCGCGGCCUGCCCCUCCUCCAGCCCUAGUGAGCCUGCCUGCCGGUGAGACAGCAGCUGGACAGGGAGCUGGACAGGCCUCUCCUCCGGGGAGCUCCAGAGCAGCCUUCCCAUGUGUCACGCACCAAGCCCUCCCGCUCCGCCUCUCAGGCUGCCCGUGGGGACCGGGGUCAGCUAAUGGCGGCCAUCCGAGCUUUGCCUCGGAGGUGGGUGGACAGGGGGUCCUAGGCCGACCUUGAGCGCUGGCUGCCACCACCAGUCUUUAACUGCAUUCCUGGUUCUGGAAGCUGCUUGGGACCCCGAAGGAGAUGGCCUGCGGUCAUCUCCCUGGACCUCUGCCACUCAGGCACAUAGUCCCAGCCCUUGCAGGGCAAACAGUAAGGAAAAAUGGGUGCUAGAAAGACAGGGCCACCCCCUCCCCUACCUUCACCCCUUCCAAAAGAGACAUCAAGAAGCCUUGGCCUGGGGUCAGGGGAGGCUGCCACGGAAGCACUCCUGUUUGUCUGGAGCCUUCUUCCAGGCCAGAGGCCUGCCUGGCUGCCCUCCUGCGCCUGGUGUCCGCCCCCCGCCCCCCAGGUGACGUCAGCCUUCCAGAAGCUCUGGGCAGAACCCUCCUUCAGAAGGGGGAAUCAUACUGUACCCCUGCUAUUCUCCAGAACACUCAAUCCAAUCUGACGGAAGGACCCCAGAACCUAUUUCAGGACUUCCUGGAGGCCUGCUCUCUGGGAGGUUUUCUGUGAAGGAAGCUUCUGCCCUUGACAAGGAGCCCACUGAGGUCAAGGGCCUCAGCUUCCCCUCCGGCCUACCCCAGCAUGGGUCACAGCGAGACACACGGAGCCAGUGUCUCCAUAACACCCCCCCACCCCAGACCUCAGCUCCACAGAAACAUCGCCCAAAGAAUGCAGCCUCCCCCAGAGCAGGCGCUGUCCCAGCUGUCAGGCAGCCCAGACCAGGUUGUCUCCCACUGGGUGGCCACUAACUCCCCUUGGCCGCUCUGAGUCCACAUCCCGAGCCACUGACCACGGCCAGUCUUUUUGUUUUCUUUUUUUUAUACAUGCAGAAAGCGUUUUUAUGUGAACUUUCUCACAGUUUAUAUGUAUUUUUGAUAGCCCCUGCCCUGAGGAGAAAGAAGGGGGCGAUGGUGUCCCCCCAGCAGCCGCCCCAUGAUGGCUGGAUCUGAAAGCUUAGGUGGAUCCAGCUUGAUGUCUUUGCAGUUGCUGCUGUGGGAAGAAACAUCCCCCUCUCUUCCUUCUUCUCGACCAACUUUUAAAAAAUAGCCCCCAGGGGGUCCGUAUACCCCCAACUGUAUCCUUAUCCUCCACUCGGGCCCUUGAGGAGCCCUGGGGCUUUCACGAAGGCCCCUCCCCACCCCUACAUGUGCCCCGCCCCCGCCCCACUGGGGUUGAGGGGCUCCCUCUUCACCCUGAAAGGGGAAGGAAGGCAAACAUCUCCUCAGAUGCACUCCCCGGCCUCCCACCUGCUGAGUUCCCCUGCCCACUAGAGUUUCCACACUGAGCCUUCCUCAUCACGGUCUUGUUCUUGAUGUUAUAUCACGCAUCACGAUAACAGCUAGUUACUGAGAGCUUUCUAUCUAAGGCACUCUGUUAAGAUGACAUUAUUUUCUCAUUUGCUCCUCACAACAAAGGACACAAGGCGGAUAGUCAUCAUUCCCAUUUUGUAGAUGAAGGAGCCGAGUCUCAGGAAAGUGAAGUGACUUGCCCAAGGUGACUCAGUGGUAGAGUUGACUGUGUCUUGAUGUUGGGAGUGUUUGGUCUUGUCCCUCCCACCUCUCUCCCCUGCCUGUUUCACUGAGGCAAAAAAGAAAGCCUUUCAAACCAAAACAUCGGGUUCCCCUGCCUUCUCUAGAGCAAAUGGGGCAUGAGCCGGCAAGCGUGGCCGGGUUCUUUGUGUCCCUCCUGGGAGCCAGUGCUUUCACGCCGCUUACAGGGAGGGAGGGCACUAAACGUGUCUCAGUGCUUCCAGGCAUGGGUGGCAGUAGCCCGUCCCACUAGCCACCUGGCAUCAGCACUCAGCCCUCCCACCCAGCAGGCUCUCCCCCCUCAUGCUGGGCUAAGAAGGCCAGCGCCAUGAUGAGGGAUCCUUGUCCCAUGGAAAGUAACGCUUGCACUUCCUGCAUCCUCUCCUGAUGCCUCUGCCUGACCCCCGACUGUGCUCAAAGGCUCAUGGUGGGGGAGGCCCGCAGCUGCCCUCUUGUCACCCUCCUCCACUUCCCUCCUCUGUCCCCAGUGUGUCCUAUAAUAAAAUUGAAGAGAUUA